UGACGUUGAAUCUUCACUCAGUUCCCAUUGAAGAUCAGACAAGCUCGAACGCAAUGUUUUUCGAAAGUUUCCUCUUAAACUUAUUCAUACUUCUCGUAUUAAUAUUUGCGUUGAUAUUCGAUUAUGUGACAAAGUUCUUCAGCUAUUGGUACAUACGCCAUGUGCCCUACAAAAUGUCACUCCCCUUUUUCGGAAGCGAUUACCACCGGGUUCUCGGGCUAAGGAGCACGACUGACGAAGUGAAUCAUCUAUACAGCCUUUAUCCCAAAGACAAGUUUGUGGGUUGUAUCAAAAGCAGAAUCCCAGAUUUGAUUGUAAAGGAUCCAGAUGCAGUAAGGAAAAUUCUAUCAACGGAUUUCUCGAAUUUCCAUUGUCGAGGCCUCGGGCUGGACAAAUCCAGGGAUGUUUGUUUACGAAACAAUCUGUUUUAUGCUGAAGGUGAAAAGUGGACUCUACUUCGUAGCAGAUUAGAAUCAGUGUUGAAUAAGAGCGUAGAUAUCCAAGACGGCUUACAUGACUGUUUGUCCGGAAUCAAUGGAGAUACGAACGUUCAACAGUUAUUGUCUGAGUUAUUGGAUAUUGUUUUUAAAGAUUUACUCAUCGGUAAUAAUGUUGAAGGAUCUAUUAUAACAUGUUUGAGGAAGGAGUUUGAACAGCGUACAUUGCAGGAUAAACUGAAAAGUUAUUUGAAAGAUAUAUUCCCUUCCGUAUACGUACUGUUUAAUUUGAGUACACCGUUUUCAAAAUUAUAUAACAAGUACCGGAAUGUAAUAAAAGAUACAAAAUUAUACAACGACGUGAAAAAAGCUGAAAUGAUUUCCCCGUAUGAAGUUAAAAACUCCAAAACAAAACUGAAUAAAGAUUCAGCCGAAGACGAAGCUUUCUCAAUAUUGUCUUUAUUUAUAAGCGAGGGAUAUGCGCCUUGCUUGAAAGUUUUGACUUCUCUCCUAUAUGAAUUGGCUAAACAUCCGCAAAUUCAAGAAAAGGCUAGAAGGAAUAACUCUGCCUUAAAUUCGGCAAUCAAGGAGACAGUAAGACUUCAUCCACCAUACUCAAUAAUUAAUCGCAAAUGUAUGAAGAUGUAUACGUUUACUAAAAACGAUUUUCUAGUUGAUAAAGGACUGACAAUAUCAGUACCAAUAGAAGCUAUUCAUAAAGAUGAAAAUAAUUUCAAAGACGGUCUCUCUUUUAAACCGGAGAGAUUUGAAAACAUUGGAGAAUCCUCAUCCUUUUUACCUUUCGGUUUAGGACCGAGAAAAUGUAUUGGCGAAGAAUUGGCGAUGGAUAUUAUUCAGAAAGUGGCCAACAUUAUUCUGAAGAACUUUAAUAUUGAACCCUGCGAAGCUACUCCUGAGAAACUGCAUGUGGUGGAUUAUAACUUCGCUCGUGUUAUAGACAACGUUGUAUGGUUGCGGUUGAAGCCGAUAUUAUAGGGAUUUGGUAAUAAAAAGCUUUGAAAUUGUUGAUGCUGUUGUUGAAUUCUUGCUCAAUAAGCCCGGUGCAUAGUAAAAAGAGAAAAGUAAGUUAACUUGUGAUUUGUGAUCUGCUGUGAGCGGUCGGUAUUUGUUUAUACAAAAAUUUAAAAUAUCAAUGUGACAUGUGACAACCCUGCGCCUCGCGAGCUAAGCCGUGCGCUCCUAAACGCCGGGAGUUGGCCUACUGCUCUCUUUAUACUAUGCCCGGUGUAUUGGUUACAUUUUGGAGGGUUACAUUUAGAUUUAUGUAUGUUUGUGAUGUUCACUUGUAGAUGGAUUAAGGGAAGGUAUAGUUAACUAAUUUAUUAUACUGAUUUACCAACGUUACUUUAGACUUUUAAGCUAGUUUUAUUAAAGCGGUUUAGUUAAACCGUUUACUUUAAAUAAUUUUCGUAAAUUAAAUCUGUAUUAUUUAACUUACAAAACAAAAAUUUGCAAUGUCUUUUUUUUUAGAUUUUAUACACAAAA
This is a messenger RNA of Colias croceus (clouded yellow), 1943 nucleotides long. It is a transcript of the gene CYP338A1, whose product is annotated as cytochrome P450 6B5-like. The record is from RefSeq and is a predicted model, not a curated record. The transcript is spliced from 2 exons. Gene Ontology annotation, molecular function: monooxygenase activity; iron ion binding; heme binding. Bases 54 to 1433 code for a protein of 459 amino acids. Lineage: Eukaryota; Metazoa; Arthropoda; Insecta; Lepidoptera; Pieridae.